AUGUACCGGGCCCGGGCGGUGCGCGCGGGGCCGGACCCCGGGAGCCCCGGGGGCCGCUUCGGGAUCCUCAGCACGGGCCAGCUCCGGGACCUGCUGCAGGACGAGCCCAAGCUGGACCGGAUCGUGAGGCUCAGCAGGAAGUUUCAGGGCCUGCAGCUGGAGCGGGAGGCAUGUCUGGCCUCCAAUUACACCUUGGCCAAGGAGAACCUGGCCCUGCGGCCUCGGCUGGAGAUGGGCAAAGCUGCUUUGGCCAUUAAGUACCAAGAGCUCCGGGAGCUGGUGGAGAGCUGCUGGGACAAACAGCAGAGGCUGGAGGUGAAUGUGCAGCGCUGGAACCCACAGUGCGCCCUGAACAGGCUCCGGGCAGAACUGGAGGAAGCCGAGCAGGAGGCCGAGGAGCAGAUGGAGCAGCUGCUACUUGGGGAGCAGAGUCUAGAAGCCUUCCUGCCGGCCUUCCAGCGGGGCCGGGCCCUGGCCCAUCUGCGUCGGACCCAGGCUGAGAAGCUUCAGGAGCUGCUGCUAAAGCAGGAGCGGCCCCAGCCCCCCACCCCGCCCCCUCCCCCCUCCCCCCCUCCUGCUGCAGCACCCACCAAACUUUUCCAGCUGCGCUAUGCCUUGGCCCCCGCCACAGCAGCUCUGCUGCCCUCGGGGGUGGCCAGGGGCCUGCCUGCAGCACCCCGAAACCUCCCACCUCUGGACUCCCGCCCUGUCCUCCCCCCAGUCCAGGGCUCCCCCCUGCGCCUGCUCGGCCAGGCCUCCUUGCUGAGUCCCCGGCCCCCGCAGUCUGAACCCCCCCAUCGGUAGGGUUUAGAACAUGGCCCCCUUCUAGGAGGGCCCCCAGACAGACUUGAUACCAGGCUCCUACCACCACCAUCUUUGAGGAGUGAGGUGUUGGAGGGGCAGGCUCCCCUUCCCCCAGGACUCCAGCAAGGUCCCUGCCCCUGGAGGCAGAGCCCAGGAAAAGGGGCUCCAGGAAGAUGAGACAGUGGGUAGGGGUGGGGGGGCAGGGGACUUUGCCCCCCAGCUUUGAGGGAACUCUGCUAUUUCUCUCUCCCUGGCUGGGGUGGGGGGAGGGUUUCAGGGCUGGCCAGAGCUUGCUUUUUCCCAUGCCCCAAGAAGGGAGCAUUCCCACAUCUAGGCUUGCAGGGUGGGGGUGGGGGCAUUUUCCACGAUCCACCAGUAACCUGGGAAGGGGCCUCUCGCUGGGCAUGAUGCCAAGGCAGCUGGAGAUAUCCUCAGAUUUCUCCCUGGCCUCUUCCUUUCCUCCAUCCCCUGGUUCCAUUGUUGUGGCUGCCAGGAGGGCCUUCGCCCAGGAUGGCCAGGUAGCCCUUGGGACCACACGCUGUCCCCCUCCCUCCAUAAACACAUACAUACACUCCAGGCCCUGGGCACCCCAGGCAUGAAGGGGUGAGGGCAUUGUGGCAUUGGGGGGAGGGGGCGCUUCUGUCCAGCAACCAGAGCAGGGCAAACCGGAAUGCCCGGCAAUGAGAACACUCUGUCCUUUUCUGUCUUGUCUCUUUAGAAUGGGACCCCCAAGAGGGCAGGGUCCUUGUCUUUGUGUGUUCUGUCUAGUGCCCUGCCCACCAGGCCCCUCAAUAAAUGUGAUGGUGAAGAUGAUGAUGAGGCCAGCCUACUGAACACUGCAUGCUCAGUUCAUUCCCACCUUCUCUGCUUGCACUGUCCUUCCCUGUCCUCUGUGCCUCACCAACUCUUACCCGCCCACCCUCCAGAGUCCUACCUCUGCCAUGAAGCCCACCAGGCAAUAAAGUCUUUUUUUGUGUGCA
Messenger RNA from Trichosurus vulpecula (common brushtail), 1784 nucleotides. RefSeq names its product VPS37D subunit of ESCRT-I (gene VPS37D). Lineage: Eukaryota; Metazoa; Chordata; Mammalia; Diprotodontia; Phalangeridae. Gene Ontology annotation, cellular component: ESCRT I complex. The record is from RefSeq and is a predicted model, not a curated record. Bases 1 to 804 code for a protein of 267 amino acids. The transcript has 4 exons. Gene Ontology annotation, biological process: ubiquitin-dependent protein catabolic process via the multivesicular body sorting pathway; protein targeting to membrane; protein targeting to vacuole.